GAUAAAUUCUCGGCGAACCACCGGAAACGGAAGUAAACGAUCUCGACAGCCGAAGUUUGUCACACGCAUAGGGUUUUGUUUUUUUAUAUAUUAUUUUGUGUGGAAACGGAUAAUUUUUGGUGACAUAGCGAUCAAAAGAGUUUAAUAAUAAUUUAGAAUGGCCAAAGAAAAGCGACAUAGGAGACGAGAGUCCCCAGAGCGGGAACCUGAAGUCAAGAUAAAGCAGGAGAAACUGAGCCCUGGUAGGCCACAGAGAUCACGCCGCUCGAGGUCGAGAUCCAACGGCAACUCCAGUCCACAGAGGAGAAGAACGAGCAGGUCACCUGCCAGGACGAGAGACCGUUCACCGGGUGGUAGAAGGGAGACCUCCCCCGCCAGACGAAGUAGCAGAUCUCCCAGAAACAGGAGAAGUCGCAGUCCUCAUCGUGGCGGCGAUGCCAAAAUAAAGCGGGAACGGGAUGAGCAUAGAGCUGGCGGUGAUGAGCGGAGAAGACGAAACGACCAACCAGAGGAGAGGCGGAGCAGGUGGGAGACGGACAGGCCACGCGAGAGAGACCGCGGCGGAGGGAGACAACGGGAGCGAAGUGCGCUUGCGUCCCAACAAGCUGAGCGACAGCAGCACGAUGAGCGGCGCAGGGAGAACCGCCAGCGGCGCGAAGAAAACCAAGAGCAAAAUUUUGAGCAGUCUGAAGAGGGGGGCAGUGAUGCAGACGGUCCUGCUGCCGAGAAAGAGAAGCCAAACUUUGAACUUUCCGGGGCGCUUACAGAAGACACCAACACCUUCCGGGGAGUGGUGAUCAAGUACAACGAGCCACCUGAGGCACGCAUUCCAAAGCGCAGAUGGCGGUUGUACCCUUUCAAGAAUGAUGAGCCCCUUCCAGUCAUGUACAUUCACAGACAGAGUGCCUACUUGUUGGGGAGGCAAAGAAAAAUUGCUGAUAUCCCCAUUGACCACCCAUCCUGCUCCAAGCAACAUGCAGUGUUCCAGUACAGGCUGAUGGAAUUUACACGGGCGGAUGGCACCAUGGGCCGCAGGGUGAGACCUUACAUUAUUGACCUUGGUUCUGGCAACGGCACCUACCUGAACAACCAGCGCAUCGAGUCCCAGCGCUACUAUGAGCUCAAAGAAAAAGAUGUUCUGAAGUUUGGCUUCAGCAGCCGCGAGUACGUCCUACUGCACGAGUUCUCAGACACGAGCGAGGUAGACGCCAAGCAGGAGGAAGAGGACGACGAGGGUCUCGAUGAGUAAACCGCUCGCACACACUUCAUCGCCGAAAUUCGUUCAGGUUUGACAAAAAACACUGUCAACAAAACAAAAAGCCGUGUCUGCAGGAAACGGAGCAAUAAAGCGAUCCACCAAAUAUGGGACUCAAUUAAAAAAAAAUGAAAAUAUGGAACGCUCUUGUGGUUCGUUGUAUAUAUCCUGUAAUUGCAGAACUGUUGCUUAAACCUGCCACCACUGUCUCAUACAAGACAUACUAUUCUCAGGUUGUUUGUGUAAUGUCUGUGUGAUGCAUGACUGAUCCAACAUCUGACAGUGACUCGCAUUAAAGGAGUGCUCCAUGCCAGAUAAAUGUAUCUUGCUAAUCGAUAGUUAAUUAUUUUUUGGGGGUUACAGCAUCGAGUACAAACUACAGCUCAUCGUCUGUGUCCAUGCUUCAUAUUUUAGUGUAUACGACAUUACUGGAAUGUGAACUCUGGUUUCAUAUGCAUUGUUUAUUGUCUGUAAACGUUGCAGAUUUGCAGCCUGUUAAGAUAUUACUUGUUGUUUUUUCUUUUUUGUAGUGAUGGGAAAAUGGUCAACGCAGCUGUGUGUUUCCUUGCAGCACUGCAGUGUGUGUUAAAAUACUUCCCUUUUUAUUGUUUUCUGCUCAGAAGCAUUCAGUAAUUUUUCAUUUUGUACUGUAAAUAAAGACAGAAAAUUUGAAUUUUCUGAAGAGUUUUAUUGCA
Mugil cephalus (flathead mullet) is the source of this 1950-nucleotide messenger RNA. It is a transcript of the gene snip1, whose product is annotated as Smad nuclear interacting protein. Lineage: Eukaryota; Metazoa; Chordata; Actinopteri; Mugiliformes; Mugilidae. Bases 158 to 1249 code for a protein of 363 amino acids. Gene Ontology annotation, biological process: miRNA processing. Gene Ontology annotation, cellular component: nucleus. Gene Ontology annotation, molecular function: protein binding; mRNA binding. The record is from RefSeq and is a predicted model, not a curated record. The transcript has 4 exons.